CCGGAAGCGGCCCGCGCCCCGACCCCGGCAGCCUGGGAGGGCGGCGCGGCGGUCGGGGCCGGGGGCUGACAUGGCUGCAGCAGGCAGCGGCGACUGCGAGGCCCCCGCGCCGGAGGCCGAGCGUCCCCACCCGCGGCCCUUCCUGAUCGGGGUGAGCGGCGGCACGGCGAGCGGGAAGACCACCGUGUGUGAGAAGAUCAUGGAGCUGCUGGGCCAGAACGAGGUGGACCACCGGCAGCGCAAACUGGUCAUCCUGAGCCAGGACCGCUUCUACAAGGUGCUGACGGCCGAGCAGAAGGCCAAGGCCCUGAAGGGCCAGUACAACUUCGACCACCCAGAUGCUUUUGAUAACGAUUUGAUGCACAGGACUCUGAAAAACAUCGUGGAGGGCAGAACUGUUGAGGUCCCGACCUACGAUUUUGUUACCCACUCGAGGUUGCCCGAGACCACGGUGGUGUACCCAGCGGACGUGGUGCUGUUUGAGGGCAUCCUCGUGUUCUACAGCCAGGAGAUCCGGGACAUGUUCCACUUGCGCCUCUUUGUGGACACGGACUCUGACGUCAGGCUGUCUCGGAGGGUGCUCCGGGACGUGCACCGAGGCCGGGACCUGGAGCAGAUCCUGACCCAGUACACCACCUUCGUGAAGCCCGCCUUCGAGGAGUUCUGCCUGCCGACAAAGAAGUACGCAGACGUGAUCAUCCCUCGAGGGGUCGACAACAUGGUCGCCAUCAACCUGAUUGUGCAGCACAUCCAGGACAUCCUCAACGGCGACCUCUGCAAGCGCCACCGGGGCGGGGCCAACGGGCGCAACCACAAGAGGACCUUUCCCGAGCCAGGGGACCACUCUGGGGUGCUGGUCUCCGGCAAGCGGUCCCACCUGGAGUCCAGCAGCAGACCCCACUGAGCGGACGCCUGGGGACGGGCCUGGGACACCCUACCCCGGAGCAGCGAGCACAGCCUAGUGGCUGCUCCUGGGUGGCGUUGGGACCAAGGCGUCCUUGUCCUCAUCCUGGGGGCGGGGGCAGUCUGGGUAACGGGCUGAGGGCUGAGGUCACCAGCUUCCUGCUUCCUUGGGGAGGGAGGUGGGCGGCUCUGCGGUCCUGGAAGCACAUGGGAAGCCUGUGGCCCCUGCUUCCUGUACUUUUGGCCAAGCACAAGCGGCCUGGCCACUGGCUGGCCUGGUGGUCUUUGACAGCAAACCCCCAGUGAGAGAUCAGCCUCGCAGUGCGAUCUGUGCACACGUGCAUGUCACCAGAACAUGCUCCGAUGGGGCAUGUGUCCUGCUGCUCUGUUAGCACAAGGCUGACUGGGACCUGGAAGUCUCGUUCCACAACCCACACUGGGCAGGCAGGGAAGAGCUGGGAGCCCGGGGCCAGCCACGUUUCGCUGAGCAGCCUCUCUUGGAAGCAGGGCCCCAGCCCAGGGUGCUGCCUGUGGAGGGCCGUCCCCGGGGGCGCAGGGCCACCUCAGAUGCCCAGACUGCAGGCACCUCCCUUGGGUCCCCACUCAGCCUCCCGCGGUCCCACCUGCAUCACUCCUCCCACGUGAUGGCCCUUUUGGAAGCAUCCUUUGCCCAUGGCACGUGCUGUGGCAGACACUGGCUUCUCAACAUGGUUACCCAGCCGUGCUGUGUGCCAGGUGGCUCUGAACCUAAGGGUCUGGGUGAGUCUGCCCCUCUGGAUGAAGAAUGAAUAAACAGCUUCGGAUGUGAAA
This is a messenger RNA of Heterocephalus glaber (naked mole-rat), 1713 nucleotides long. It is a transcript of the gene Uck1, whose product is annotated as uridine-cytidine kinase 1. NCBI's taxonomy places the organism in Eukaryota, Metazoa, Chordata, Mammalia, Rodentia, Bathyergidae. The record is from RefSeq and is a predicted model, not a curated record. Gene Ontology annotation, molecular function: ATP binding; kinase activity.